Drosophila navojoa is the source of this 840-nucleotide messenger RNA. RefSeq names its product very long chain fatty acid elongase F-like. Gene Ontology annotation, cellular component: endoplasmic reticulum membrane. Gene Ontology annotation, molecular function: fatty acid elongase activity. The record is from RefSeq and is a predicted model, not a curated record. Lineage: Eukaryota; Metazoa; Arthropoda; Insecta; Diptera; Drosophilidae. Gene Ontology annotation, biological process: fatty acid elongation, saturated fatty acid; very long-chain fatty acid biosynthetic process; sphingolipid biosynthetic process.
UACCAGUCGGAUAUGCACGCAUCGAAUUCAAGUCUCUUCAACAUGUUCGAGCUGUGGCGAGCAGAUCCCUGGACAACUGAAGUGUAUUUGCUCAAUUCGCCAUGGCCUGUGACAUGCCUCUGUACGGCAUAUUUAUUAUUUAUCUACAAAAUCGGUCCGGAAUUCAUGAAGCAUCGCAAACCCUACAAUCUGAGGAACAUAAUACUCAUCUAUAACAUCUGUCAAAUGAUCUACAAUGGAUCGAUCUUUCUUAUGGCUUUUUAUUAUCUAUUAAUCGAUGGUACAUACGAUAUAACUUGCAUGCACACCCUCAGUCUAGACCAUCCGAAGAAGUCGAUAGAGCGUUGGAUUACCUAUAUUUUCUUCAUGAACAAGAUAUUCGAUCUACUGGAUACGAUAUUCUUUGUGCUGCGCAAGAGCUACAAACAGAUCACAGUGCUGCACGUAUAUCAUCAUGCCAUGAUGGUCUACUUCAUGUACUGGGUCACACGACUCUAUGGCGCCGGCGGCCAAUACGCAGUAAUGGGACUAUGCAAUACAACUGUGCACUUCCUAAUGUACUUUUACUACUUCAAUGCGGGCCUGCGGCCCAAAAUGAAGAUGAACCUAUGGUGGAAGAAGUACAUAACUAUCGCCCAAAUUGUACAGUUUAUGAUAUAUUUAGUGCAAAGCAUUGUAGUUCUCGUCUUUAAUCCCACCUGCCAGUUUCCCUUGUUUAUGCAAUGGCAACAGAUAUUUCAGUCAACCCUGAUGAUUUUCCUGUUCGGCAAUUUCUAUUAUCACGCAUAUAUAAAACCAAAGCAAAAAACUGAAUAAACCUUUAGAAAUAAUGUCGCAAAA